Messenger RNA from Stylophora pistillata, 2510 nucleotides. Its product is annotated as steryl-sulfatase. The record is from RefSeq and is a predicted model, not a curated record. Gene Ontology annotation, molecular function: arylsulfatase activity. NCBI's taxonomy places the organism in Eukaryota, Metazoa, Cnidaria, Anthozoa, Scleractinia, Pocilloporidae.
UAAUUAAAAAGUAAGAUCUCAAUGGCCAGCGCCGACAAAACACCAUGAUAUCGAAUAAAUUUAAAAGUAAACGAAAAUUAACCAACAGGUGGGUUUUAAGAAGAAUAAUUUAAUUUUAUUACAUUCACGUGUGAAACUAAGAUUAUUGUAGUUGAAAAUAAGAUUUUUUCCAUUGCUACGUUUUGCUUGCUAGAAAAAGGAUUCUUAAAAGGAUCAAAAGAUUUAAAAUUUCUUAUGACAGGAAAUACUAAUCCUAACUAAUUAUAUUAUUAAGUCAUUACAUCGAAACAAUACUACCAACCGCCUCCCCAGACGAAAUCCAACCGGAAGAGAGUGAGAUCUGGAACUACUAUGAGCCAGCGAUAAAUGAUCACUACAUGACUGAUACACCACCUACGCAGUAAAAUCCGACAUAAAAUGGAGGCGAAGGUACUUGCAACUUUGGUUACUUUUCUGAUAUUUCAUCUUUGUUUGUCACUUAAUGACUCAGUUCAUGGAACUCCUAAUAUAAUAAUAUUUCUGACUGACAAUCUCUCUAUGAAAGAUCUGGGUUUUUACAAUAAUAAUUCUCAAGAAACUCCAAACUUAGACAGCUUGGUUGAGGAAGGAGUUGUGUUUUCACGGUUUUACGGUCAAUCUUCAAGGAUUGCCUCCCUUGCAUCUUUGUUAACAGGAUUGUUGCCACCGAGAACUGGAAUCAUCAAGAGUAAGUUUCUGAAUUUUGAAGAAAUUCCAUCUCUAGCAUCUUCGGGAGGCUUACAGCACUCCGAGAUAACUCUAGCGGAAGAUUUGAAAGCUAAGGGCUACACAACAAGUUUUGUGGGUUUGUGGGGAUUAGGAGUGGGAAGAAAUGCAGAAUAUUUACCUCUCAAUCACGGAUUCGACUCGUGGUAUGGCGUGGCGUCUGCAAACAAAGAACCAUGCAUGGAAAGCUACAAGACAACAUCUGAUUCAGUGUACACAUGGCAGUCUGUCUGUGCGUUUUUCAGUCCUUUAUUGUACAUUCUACCAUUUGUUGGUUUUAUCGGUUGGUAUAAUGGCCUUGGUAAAAUAGUGACUGUUUUCAUCGUCAUUAUCGCUUUCAUCUUAUACAGCAGUAUACUUCAUGAUGUUAUACACUUCACAAUGGAUUUCAUUCAAGUUAGAAGCUGCGUUCUCUAUCGAAACAGCAACAUCAUAGAACAGCCAUAUGCUGUCGAAAACUUGACCUUACGGUUUACAAGGAAUGCUGUACAAUUUUUGGAGUCAUCAUCAAUUUCUUCCAAACCUUUUCUUCUCUUUUUCAGUUUCAUGAACCUUAAUCACCCAGAAUUUGCAUCAAGGCUAUUUUCUAAUUCGUCACAAGAUGCUUAUUUUGAUGCUCUUAAGGAGCUUGACUGGAGUGUUGGAAGGAUAUUAAGAAAAUUAAAGGAACAUGAUCUAGAAAAUAAUACAUUAGUUUUCUUUACAUCAGCCACUGGUCACCAUUUUCAUAAAACUUACGAAAGUUGUAGUGUGGCUGACAAUGGAGGAAGAGAAACCUCGUGUCUGCAAGGUGGCAGUGUGAAUAGAAUUUGGGAACAAACCAUCCGUGUUCCAGCAGUGAUGAGAUGGAAAGGAAAACUUAAAGAAAAUCAGAUAAUCAAGACUCCAGUGACAAUAAUGGAUGUUGUACCAACAGUGUUGGAAUUGCUCAAUGAAAGUGCUGAGGCCAUGUAUUUAGAUGGCAAAAGUUUGUUACCAGUUGUGCUGAACUCAUCAGUGAAUUCUCAGCAUAAGUACAUUUUCCAUUACCUGGAUGUGACCAAGCCAGCUGCAAUAACAUCAGGGUCUUAUAAAGUUGUGUAUGCAGAAAUUAAAGAUAGCAGAAACUUACAGUUUUGUGAACCUCCUCUAAUGUUCAAUGUUGAGGCUGACCCAGAGGAGACUUCACCUUUACCAAAUGCUGAACAUAGAGAACUGUUGGCAAACUUUACAGAUGCUUUGGCUGAGCACAUGAAAACAAGAAAAAACAAAUGGCAUUCACAACUGGACAGCAGAAUCAUUCCUUUUUUGUUUCCCUGUGCAAAUUUCCCACGCUGUUUCCAAGCUUCAGAUGAAACCAAGGACUUCUCAGAUUUAUUUGAUUGACUUAUUUUUAGUAACAGGGGCUGUUGGUGAAGUGUUAGUGAAUUACUGACUCCCACUAAGUUCUCUCUAUUUAAUAUUAUAAUAAUAACAAGCUUUAUUUGUACAGUGAAACCUGAGUUUUGCGACCCCUAUGUUUUGCGACCACCUGCCAUUAACGACCACUUUUUCUGGCACGGAUAAUAUCUAGUUAAAAAGUACCUGUAAUGAGCGACCACCUGCCUAACGCGACCAGCGACCGUAUUUUUAUGCCCCAAACAUUAAAUUUCACCUGUGAUGACCGACCACUUUCGUAAAAGUUAUCAUAUAAGCUCUUAUUUUAUGGCAGUUUAUGCGCGUUUUAAACACGUUUCAAAGAACAAACAUUUUCCAAGUCCAGAAAAGUGUCGAAAAAGCAUUUUUUU